AUGACGCUCGACCCUGCCGACCAAAAAUCACCAUCACCGAAGCGCAUCGAUACUACACCCACGACACUACUCCACCACUACCGCAACCUCUAUAUAUCCUUCACGCUCACCACCGCAACAAUGCCACCCAAGCAAAUGGCAGGCAAGGGCCGUACUCUCAACGAGCCCAGCUUCGCGUCUAGCACUAUUUCGGCCUUUACAAGCAAGGAGAACAGGAGUAUUGUUACUGCUGCGGGGAUGUUUGCUGUAAGAUACUCUAUGUGA
Alternaria alternata is the source of this 264-nucleotide messenger RNA. RefSeq lists its product as hypothetical. The record is from RefSeq and is a predicted model, not a curated record. The transcript is spliced from 2 exons. The coding region runs from base 1 to 264 and encodes 87 amino acids. NCBI's taxonomy places the organism in Eukaryota, Fungi, Ascomycota, Dothideomycetes, Pleosporales, Pleosporaceae.